UUGCAAUAAUAGUAAACAAAUGGUUUGCUGUGUGUGUCAGUCGAGUGACACAUAUGUGUGACAAUCACUCAUCCAUUAAGACAUCGAUUGUCUCAACCAUUGCCUGCAGAGCAUCGGAUCCGUUGACGAAGUGGUGACGAAAUGGAGUCCGUAUUGAACCGAAUCCGAGACACCGUGUCGUCGACUGUGAUUCAGGUGACGUCCAACUUGUCGACAGCACUUCCCGGCAAUCCGUUGACCCGCGAGUACGACCUCAUCCGACACGUGGCCUCUGCCGGCCCUCACCUCUGCCUCAAGAUCUUCGACGCCAUGAAGAAGAGCACCAAAGAGGAGGCGGCGCUCUUCGUGUGCGACAAGAAGUCGUUGGACCAGAGGGUCGGCAAAAAGGAGAAGGAAAUGGUGUUAGAGAUCAUCCGCAAAGGGGUGAACCAAUUGACGCGAUUAAGACAUCCAUCGCUUCUCACGAUUCAACACAACAUCGAAGAGAGUCGCGACUCAAUAGCCUUCGCCGCGGAACCGGUGAUGGCCAGUUUGGCUAACCUAUUGGGCGCUCGUGACAACACUCCCACUCCCAUCAGCCCUGAGAUCGAGAACUACGAGUUCUUUGACGUUGAGAUCAAAUACGGUUUACUGAAGGUAUCGGAAGGGCUGGCAUUCCUGCACAACGACUGCAAACUCUUGCACCGAAACCUGUGUCCCGAGUCUAUAGUCGUCAACCGGAACGGCGUUUGGAAGAUAUCGGGCUUUGACUUCUGCGCCCAGACUAUCGGCGCCAAUGAGAGUCCACUCAAGUUUCCGCACUUAAAUGUAUUGAACUAUUCAGACAUUCCGGCCAUUUGUCAGCCAAACCCCGAUUACUUGGCGCCCGAGUAUCUGGAAAGGGAUGUGACGAGUGUGGAGACGAGCGCCGAUAUGUUCUCUUUAGGCUUACUUACGUUCACGUGUUAUAAUAAAGGCAAACCACUGCUCCCCAGCGCCGGUAAUCUUAGCUUAAGAAGUGUGGAGCAGUUUAAACGCCUGCCCGCCUCCACCUUCAACUGUAUUCCCGAAGACUCGAGAAGUCAUAUAAAAUUGUUGCUCAGUUUGGACGCGAGACUACGUCCCGAUGCGAUCCAGUUCUCGAAACUCCACUUCUUUGAAGACGUUUUAGUGAAGACAUUGCAAUAUUUGGACGCUUUGUUCCAAUGGGAUAACCUUCAGAAGAGUCAGUUCUACAAAGGGUUGCCCGAAGUGUUGUCCCAAAUGCCAAAACGCGUGAAACUCAAUCGCGUGGUCUCCAGUCUGGCCAAAGAGUAUGUCAAUCCAGAUAUGAUUCCCUUUGUUUUGCCAAACAUUCUGCUCAUCGCCAAAGAGACCGAUGACGAGGAGUUCCAGAAGUGGAUUAUUCCCGACUUAGUCACUGUGUUUAAGCACAAGGAGCCCAUUCAGAUCGGCAUCAUUUUGAUGCAAAACAUGGAUUUCUUGGUCUCCAAAUUCAAAUCAAAACCCGAUUCCCUUCGCGAACACAUUCUUCCGCUUAUAUAUCGUUCACUUGAUUCAGACGCUCAACAAAUACAAGAACUUUGUUUAUCAGUAAUUCCAUCGAUGGCUCAUCUCAUAGACUAUACAGCAAUGAAGAACUCGUUGUUACCCAGACUUAAGACUAUUAUUCUUAAUACUAAACUCUUAUCGGUUCGCGUAAACUGUUUGAUAUGUUUGGGAAAGAUUUUGGAGCAUUUGGACAAAUGGUUGGUUCUCGACGAAGUACUUCCCAUUCUCGCUAACGUUCCCUCGAGGGAACCGGCAGUUAUCAUGGCAUCUCUUGCCAUUUAUAAGCUGACGAUGAAUAGCAACAAAUUAGGUCUGACUAAAGAGGUGAUGGCAACAAAGGUUGUGCCAUAUCUAGUGCCCCUUUCCAUUGAAAACGGAUUAUCUUUACAACAAUUUCAGUCGAUUAUGUGUUUGGUUCGCGAGAUGUUGUGUAAGAUAGAGGACGAGCAGCAGACAAAGUUAGAGCAAUUGAAUUCAAUUAAAUCACAACAACAGUCACUAUUCAAUUCGACCCAAAAGUCGCCCACUUUUGACAACUUAUCGCAACUGACGAACAACUCCACCAGCGCUCCGGUUAUCACUAAUAAUAGCACCGCAUCUGCGCUCACUUUAGAGGAUAAGGAAAGACUCGCCAAACAGAGCGAACAGAACGAGAGAUUGAGGGCUCAGUCGGCUUUAGUGCCGCAAACCGUGAAAUCGAUGGAAACGGCGCCAAAACCUAGAGAUUUGACGUCUACUCUGAUCAAUUCAAAUCUCUCUAAUCUGUCACUCAAUUCAAUGCAAAUGUCAGCACAACAGCAGACCUUCAAUCCCUCGUUCACUAGUCAUUUGAAUAGUCAGUUCAAUGCCUUCCCAAUGCAAUCGCAGACCAAUUCCGUUCAGUUCCCGACCACCGCUUCCAAUGCAUUCCAGUCUCUGCCGCCACAACCAUCACAGCAACCCUUUCGACCAAAUAUGACAUCUUUUGAUAAUCUAAUGAUUCCGGGCAUCACAAAGACUACUAAUUCUCAACCAAUGAGAGCAAUGAAUACUAACUCUAAUUCUAUGAACAACUGGUCCACUAAUAUGAGCCCUCUUAUGGCAAAUGCAAACAGUAUUGGUUUAAAUCAACAAAACAGUCAAUCUUUUGGUGCAUUCGUGGACUCGAAUUCGAGCGCAAAACAGACCAAACAGUUAUCGAAGAGCGAACUCGAAGACUUCCUCGGCUGAGACACCACUCAGACAUACAUUGAAAUAUUUGAACACAUUAUCAAUGAA
This is a messenger RNA of Oppiella nova, 2787 nucleotides long. The record is from the annotation of a GenBank genome assembly. Lineage: Eukaryota; Metazoa; Arthropoda; Arachnida; Sarcoptiformes; Oppiidae.